Exophiala bonariae is the source of this 1077-nucleotide messenger RNA. RefSeq lists its product as uncharacterized. Bases 1 to 1077 code for a protein of 358 amino acids. Gene Ontology annotation, biological process: carbohydrate metabolic process. The transcript is spliced from 2 exons. The record is from RefSeq and is a predicted model, not a curated record. NCBI's taxonomy places the organism in Eukaryota, Fungi, Ascomycota, Eurotiomycetes, Chaetothyriales, Herpotrichiellaceae. Gene Ontology annotation, molecular function: hydrolase activity, hydrolyzing O-glycosyl compounds; carbohydrate binding.
AUGUUACUCUCAAAGGAUAACGUCUUGCACUUCACCUAUGACUCCGAGCUCGUGCAGAUUGAGUCCUGGGGCCCAAACGCUUUUCGGGUUCGAGCAACCAAGUUCCACACAUUGCCGGUAGACAAAUGGGCAUUGACAGAGACGCCACCAGCCUCAACGCCAUCAAUAACUAUCAAGGAGGACCAUGCUACCAUCACCAACGGCAACAUCACCGCGACGAUCUCCUCCAAGGGCAAAAUAAUCAUCAAAAAUGCCAAAGGAGAUCGAUUACUCGAGGAAUAUGUGCGUAAUCGUGGUGAUCUCCAGGACCCCAAGUGCAGUUCUCUUAUGGUCGAUGGGAGAGAGUUUAAGCCGCUACUUGGGGGUGACUAUCACUUGACCUACAGGCUCGAAUCAAUUGAUCCAAAGGAGAAGUUGUACGGUAUGGGACAAUAUCAACAGCAAUUUUUGGAUCUGAAAGGACUCGAUCUGGAAAUGGCACAACGGAAUUCCCAAGCAAGUGUUCCGUUCAUGCUGUCAAGCUUAGGGUAUGGAUUUCUGUGGAACAAUCCUGCAGUCGGCCGUGCAGUAUUAGGAAAGAACACAAUGAGCUUUGAGGCACUAUCAACCAAGGCUCUCGACUACUGGAUCGUUUGCGCUGAUACACCAGCUCAAAUUGUUGAGGCAUAUGCGGAUGUCACCGGGAAAGUCCCCAUGAUGCCAGAAUACGGACUGGGUUUCUGGCAAUGCAAACUACGAUAUCAAACACAAGAAGAGCUCCUAGACGUUGCGCGAGAAUAUCGAAAGAGGAACCUGCCGCUCGACGUGAUAGUCGUGGACUUUUUUCACUGGCCAAAGCAAGGAGAAUGGAAGUUUGAUCCAACAUACUGGAAAGACCCUGGUGAGUCAGCCAUGCGAAGGUUAUUGUCGACGUGGAAGGAGACGUCUUCUCUGCCACCGGCACCUUCCGAUUUUGCCUUUGCUCCUCCUUGCACCUCCAGCAUGAAGCUCAAGUUCGAGAGCAAUAUUCUUGAACCUCCCGUCUCUACCUUUCAAAAGCACCCUGUUGUGAAAAUCGAGGAGUCCGAGAUCUGUUAA